AUGGACGUUAACAAUGCAUUUCUCAAUGGGGAUUUAUUUGAGGAAGUGUACAUGUCUUUACCUCGUGGUUACACACCGUCUUCUAUCAAUUCUCGAAGACACUGGUGUCCUGCUGUUUCUCCUAUGGAUCCAAAUCUUAAGCUUGCCAAAUCUACUGGUGAACCUCUUUCCGAUAAAGAGGCUACUUCAUAUCGUCGUCUCCUUGGUCGGUUGCUCUAUUUGCAGAUUUCUCGUCUGGAUAUUUCAUUUUCCACACGCGUCAUUCUAUCACCGGUUUCUGUGUGUUUCUUGGAGAAUCCUUGGUCUCUUGGUGCUCUAAGAAGCAGCCCACUGUUUCACGGUCUUCUGCUAAAGCUGAAUCUCGUGCUUUGGCCAGUGUCACUAGCAGCUGUGUCAAUUGCUUCCAAUCCGACUUUUCACGAGCGCACCAAACAUAUCGAGAUCGAUUGCCAUUUUGUACGUGACAAGAUAUCUGAUGGAUUUUUGAAACUCUUGCCUAUUCGUUCUAGCUCCCAGUUGGCUGACAUGUUUACAAAGGCUUUGGGAUCUCCUACUCUCAAGUUUCUAAUGUCCAAGAUGGGUGUUUAUAAUAUUUACACUCCAUCUUGA
Messenger RNA from Momordica charantia (bitter melon), 609 nucleotides. RefSeq lists its product as uncharacterized. The record is from RefSeq and is a predicted model, not a curated record. Lineage: Eukaryota; Viridiplantae; Streptophyta; Magnoliopsida; Cucurbitales; Cucurbitaceae.